AUGGGAACUUAUGGAAAAGACAAGAGGCGGGCGCUGCGGCUGGCGCAGCAGCAGCAGCAGCGCAGCAGCAGCAGCAGCAGCAGCGCAGCAGCAGCAGACCUCGAACUGGGGGAGCUGCAGGACGAAGGCGCCGACAGCGACCUCGAACUCCUCAGCCUCAAGGGGCCCCCAAGCCCCAACAGAGGGGCCCCCAACAGGGGGGCCCCCAAUAGGGGGGCCCCCACUAGGGGGGCCCCCAUGGGGAGGGGGCCCCUCUACGUGAAGGUUGCUUCGAGUGUACAUACACCCCGAGAGGCAGACGCAGAGUGUCCGCGCCUUGUAGCAGCAGAAGACGACACUGACCCAGAGAGCCCUGCUGCUGCUGCUGAAGCUGCUGCUGCUGCUGUUGCUGCUGAGGCUGCUGCUGCGCAGGGUGAGCCUGCUGCAGGCUUCAGCAGCAACAGCAAGCACGAGCCCACCCCUGUGUAG
This is a messenger RNA of Eimeria tenella, 468 nucleotides long. RefSeq lists its product as uncharacterized. The coding region runs from base 1 to 468 and encodes 155 amino acids. The transcript has a single exon. Lineage: Eukaryota; Apicomplexa; Conoidasida; Eucoccidiorida; Eimeriidae. The record is from RefSeq and is a predicted model, not a curated record.